Molecule: messenger RNA, 1874 nt
Organism: Asparagus officinalis (garden asparagus)
Lineage: Eukaryota; Viridiplantae; Streptophyta; Magnoliopsida; Asparagales; Asparagaceae
Product: heterogeneous nuclear ribonucleoprotein 1-like
Exons: 5
Coding region: 32-1483 (483 amino acids)
Molecular function (GO): RNA binding
Source: RefSeq, a predicted model, not a curated record
GAGAGAGAGAGAGAAGAGCUGGGAUCUAACAAUGGGCGACGAAGCGAAGAUCUUCAUCAGGGGGCUAACUGGGGACACCACAGAGGAGAUGUUGAUGGGAUAUUUUGGGAGGUACGGCGAGGUUCUGGACGCCAAGAUCUCCAGAAAUCGGAUAACUAAGCAGUCGAGAAAGUACGGGUUCGUCCUUUUCGCUGAGCAGGCGACCCUCGAUCGUGUUCUUCCGGUCGAGCACGUGAUCAGAGGGAGGAAAGUGCAUGUUCUAAGAGCUCUCUCCCCAGAGGAGUGGCGUGCCUCUGCUCUAUCUAGAAAUCCCUGUUCGGGUAGACUGGAUGGAGGUGGUGGUGAGGGUGGAAAUGAUACCAAGAAAAUUUUCGUUGGAGGGUUGUCCUCCACCUUGACUGAAGAUAAAUUCCUCCAGCAUUUCCGACAGUAUGGAGUUGUGACUCAUACAGACAUCAGACGUGGGUUUGGAUUUGUCUCCUAUAGCAAUGAGGAUGCUGUUGAAAGAGCGCUGCGUGAGACCACUCAUGAAAUUGAUGGGAAGCGGAUGCAAGUCGAGCGUUUCAAUCCUGACCAUGGAAAUCUGAACAGUGAUAGUGGUGGACGUUCUAAGGGUACAGGAUAUUAUGAUCAUCGCUGUGGUCCUGAUGCCAACUCUGUUUCAUAUGAUGGAAUAAUGGACGCAAGUACGUAUGUUAUGCAACCACAAACAGCUGGUGGUGGUUAUCCUUCUUAUGGAAACCCUAGAUCUCCCUAUGGGCGCCAUUCUUUGGGUAUGGGAUAUUAUGAUCCUUAUCGUGGUGGUUGUGGUGCCGAUGCUGGUCCAUAUGAUGGCAGAAUUGAUGCAAAUUGGUAUGCUAUGCAACCACAAACAGCUGGUGGCGGCUAUCCUUCUUAUGGAAUGCCUAGAUCUUCCUUGGGUGUCCAUUCUGGGGGUACGGGAUAUUUUGAUCCGUAUCUCAGUGGUUCUGGUGCCUACUGUGGUUCGUAUGACGGUAGAAUGGAUACAAAUAGGUAUGAUAUGCAACCACAAACAACUGGUGGUGGCUAUCCUUCUUAUGGCUCAUCAGGUCAUGGAAUGCCAAGUUCUCAGGAUGGUUUCGGAGGAUAUGCUCGGCCUUCUGGUGCCCAAGGAAAUCCUAGUGCACGUACAGGUGGUGAUGCAGGUUAUGGAUCGGCCUCUCUUUGUAAUACUCAGCCUCUGGCUACAACAUCUGCUGGUUCAUAUGAUGGUAGAAUAGAAACAAAUAGGCACCACGUGCCACCACAAACAGCUGGUGUCAUAGGAUGUAUAAUGCUUCCUAAGGCAUCUAUAGGUGGCCGCCUGAUUUCAACUCCUGGAAAUGAUGUGUUUAUUCCAGCAUCUGCCUUUCACGAUGUCACUGGCUACCUGAACAGAAUUUUGAGUGAUCGCCAAGGUGGUGCACCAGACAGCAAUCAGGCUGGUGACGCAAAUGAGAGCUCAGGAAAUUCAAGAGCUUAGCAGUUGUACUCUUCUUGUUCCCCGACAUGUGAUACAAGAGGUUAUAUGAUAAUAUCGACGAUUUUCUUGCUCCCAUUAUCAAAUUUUGGGUAUUCAAUGAAGUGAGGAAAUUCUCUAGUUCCCUGAACCGAAGACACAUUUGAAUGGUGCCGUGAUUUUCAAUUCCUGGUUGAUUUCUGCAGUGAAUACUGAAAAACUUCUUCUUAAAUACUUUGUUGUUAAAUAGUGUACAGUGUAUAGUGCAACUUGUUAUUAAAUCUGUUCCCUUGCUCUUUUUUUGCUGUAAAUUUUGGAAAGUUGAUGUGAAGUUCCAUUAAGAGACUGGAGCAGUCUGAAAUGAAUCAGAACUUUGCAAGGUUGAAGCAAAGAAUUGCCUGCUUCUAUUUUUGAA